Messenger RNA from Leopardus geoffroyi (Geoffroy's cat), 553 nucleotides. RefSeq names its product ribosomal protein L31 (gene RPL31). The record is from RefSeq and is a predicted model, not a curated record. The coding region runs from base 144 to 521 and encodes 125 amino acids. Gene Ontology annotation, cellular component: cytosolic large ribosomal subunit; ribosome. The transcript is spliced from 5 exons. NCBI's taxonomy places the organism in Eukaryota, Metazoa, Chordata, Mammalia, Carnivora, Felidae. Gene Ontology annotation, molecular function: structural constituent of ribosome. Gene Ontology annotation, biological process: cytoplasmic translation.
GCAGGGUGAGUGUGGGUGCUGGGUCUCGGCUUCGAUAAUCUGCUUCCAUCCUCGCUGGGGAUUGUGCUGACCGGGACCGCGAGAUUUCUUCUAAGCCGGUCCAGGACUCCGCUUUUCUCGGGGACGCGAACCCGCGCUGUUUAAUGGCUCCCGCAAAGAAGGGUGGCGAGAAGAAGAAGGGCCGUUCUGCCAUCAACGAGGUAGUGACCAGAGAAUACACCAUCAACAUUCACAAGCGCAUCCAUGGAGUGGGUUUCAAGAAGCGUGCUCCUCGGGCACUCAAAGAGAUCCGGAAAUUUGCUAUGAAGGAGAUGGGAACCCCAGAUGUGCGCAUCGACACCAGGCUCAACAAAGCUGUCUGGGCCAAAGGAAUAAGGAAUGUUCCAUACCGUAUCCGUGUGCGGCUGUCCAGAAAACGUAACGAGGAUGAGGAUUCACCAAACAAGCUCUAUACAUUGGUUACCUAUGUACCUGUCACCACUUUUAAAAAUCUACAGACUGUUAAUGUGGAUGAGAACUAAUUGCUGAUUGUCAAAUAAAGGUAUAAAACUGC